Molecule: messenger RNA, 1677 nt
Organism: Megachile rotundata (alfalfa leafcutting bee)
Lineage: Eukaryota; Metazoa; Arthropoda; Insecta; Hymenoptera; Megachilidae
Gene: endos
Product: endosulfine alpha
Cellular component (GO): cytoplasm
Molecular function (GO): protein phosphatase inhibitor activity
Source: RefSeq, a predicted model, not a curated record
UUCAUUAAUUCUUAAAUAUUUCUCUCAGGUUUUUUAUUUCAUGAAUUUAACAUUAAAGUAAAAUUCACUUUCAAAAACUGUCGCAACAUCCAUUAUGAAACAAGUUUCUAAAAUAUUUAAAUAUUUCGCGAAUUUAGGAUUCGUUUUCACGCAAACUUCAAAGAAAUGAAGGAGAAACAACUUUCUUAGUAACUAUAUUUAUCAGUGGAAAAUGCACAUGUGCAUCGCGGUAUUAGUACAUCUGAUGACAGCUAGCUUAUAUAAGUUAACAGUAGCAUGUAUUCAUAAAUCGUUAUUUAAACACACAAUUUUUAUUGCCUCUAUACGUCAUGAAAAUUCGCACCUAGACCGAAUUCCGGUAACGGCCGCCUGGAAACAUAUGACUGUGUAUGAAACGCUGUUGCUGUUGUUCAAGUGUGCGCUUCCAUUGACAGUUAUUUGUUUUCCGUAAGGAUAACGUUUACAAAACCCUGAAUGAAUAAAUUUAUUUGACUCAAAAAUAACUGAAACCAACAAGUAUCAGUGCCAUCGCACUGUAUACACGUACACGGUGAUAUCAAAAGGAGAAUUUCAUCAAACUUUAACUACAAUUACCGAAAAAAAGUGGUUAGAACGCAACAAUGAGUGACGAUCAGGCAAACGAACUGAGUGAAACAGUUGAGUUGUCCUCAAACGAUAUUGAGAAACUAGAAGAAGCAAAGUUGCGAGCAAAGUUUCCCAAUACUGGACGUCCAAUAAGUGGACAUUCUGCAUUUUUGCAGAAAAGGCUAGCUAAAGGGCAAAAAUAUUUCGAUUCUGGGGAUUAUCAAAUGGCAAAACAAAAAUAUACAGCGAAACCAAAGCCAGCUGGUGUUUUGCCAACAGGUGAUGCUAUACCUACACCAGAAACUGUACCUCAACGAAAAACAUCCAUUAUUCAACAAAAAUUCAAUACAACAAGUACUUCUUAAAGUUUUAUAACGUUUUCAAAGUAUUACAACUCCAGUGAUAUAAUGUGGUUAUAAUUCAAUCUGAAUUUUAAACAGCCUAUAUUGUAUGAAUGGUAUUAUUUGAAAAACUGAAUUCUUAUAAUGCUUCUUCAGUGCUUGUUCAAUGACUGAUGCAUUGUUGCGAAAAUCUUGAGACCAAGAUAAUACAUAUAAUUUGUAGUAUACUGUGUGCCAUAAAAGCAUUUCUUGAGAAUUACACUCAAAAAAACUUUUGGCACCUAAAAAUGUUACAGUAAUUUAUGACAAUAUAUUAUAAUUCUAAUUUUCGUUUAUCAAAAUUGAGAGUAUUAAACAGCAUACAUAUAGAUAUAUUGUUUUGUUAUCUGAGUUACUUUUUAGAAACAGCAAUAAAUUUGCACCUUAGAUUCAUAAACAUGAAAGUAGAAUUUCAAAAUUUAUUAUAAAAAUAAGUAAUAAAAUUGUAUAAUUAGUGAUACAAGGUAAAACUACAAUUAAUAACAAAAGAGGAUAACGUGAAUGUAACCACUUGUAUAUGCAAUAGAGUUUCAGGAUAAGACAUUAUACAGAUCUGCAUUUCCAAAGUUGCUGUGAUGCGCUUAGUAAGACUAUUUUCUUAUAAGAUGUCAAAUUGUCAUAAGAAUCUGUAUGUAGCAUAAAACAAUUUUAAAUAUAGCAGUUGUUUUGGUUAUUGUAAACUAUAUUAGUAAUAUAAUGCAAUUUGAACAUA